This is a messenger RNA of Diuraphis noxia (Russian wheat aphid), 2020 nucleotides long. RefSeq names its product fibrillin-like protein dumpy (gene dpy). Lineage: Eukaryota; Metazoa; Arthropoda; Insecta; Hemiptera; Aphididae. The record is from RefSeq and is a predicted model, not a curated record. Gene Ontology annotation, molecular function: calcium ion binding.
CAAAACGCAGAAUGUCAAAUAAUUAACCACGUACCCAUGUGUACAUGUUCUAAUGGAUAUACUGGGGAUCCGUUCAGAUAUUGUUCAUUUAUCCAACCACAACAAAAUCCAAUCGAACCAACUAAUCCAUGCAAUCCAUCACCUUGUGGACCAAAUAGCCAAUGCAGAGAACUCAAUGGUCAAGCCAUAUGUUCAUGUCUUCCAGAAUAUAUUGGAAGUCCUCCUAGUUGUCGACCAGAAUGUGUAAUAAGUACUGAAUGUAAUCGUGAUAAAGCCUGUAUAGGACAAAAAUGUAAAGACCCAUGCCCCGGAAUGUGUGGUUAUAAUGCCAAUUGUCAAACUAUUAAUCAUAGCCCCAUUUGCACAUGCACUUCAGGAUACACUGGAAAUCCAUUUUCUCAAUGCUAUCAAUUACCAAAGCCUCAAAUACAACAAACUCCACCAGAACCGUUGAAUCCGUGUAUUCCAAAUCCUUGUGGAUUAUAUUCAAUAUGCCACGAUCAAGGAGGCUAUCCAUCGUGUUCUUGUUUACCUCAGUACACAGGUACCCCGCCAAAUUGCAGACCCGAAUGUGUUAUUAGUGCUGAAUGUCCAAGCAACAAAGCUUGUAUGAAUGAAAAGUGUAAAGAUCCAUGCCCUGGUUCUUGUGGACUUGGAGCAAUAUGUGUCGUAAACAAUCAUACACCUAAUUGUUACUGCCCAAACGGAUAUAUUGGAGACCCAUUAGUUUCAUGUAUGCUAAAACCGCCACAAAAUGAUCCAGAAAUACCAAAUAUUGAUCCAUGCUACCCAUCACCAUGUGGUCCAAACGCCAAUUGUAACGAUGGAAAAUGCACUUGCUUGCCAGAAUAUCAAGGAGAUCCUUAUGUUGGAUGUAGACCUGAAUGCAUAAUAAACGAAGAAUGUCCUAGAAAUAAAGCUUGCAUUAAAUAUAAAUGCAAAGAUCCAUGUCCAGGAACUUGUGCUCAUAAUGCAAUUUGUGAUGUGUAUAACCAUAUUCCAAUGUGUAGAUGCCCUGAAGGAAUGUCUGGAAAUGCAUUUAUAGAUUGCCAACCACAACAAAUUUCAGUACUACAUGACUAUUGUAAUCCUUCGCCAUGUGGUCCAAACAGUAUUUGUCAAGAAAUAAAUCAACAAAGUAUAUGCUCUUGUUUAACUGGAUACGUUGGAUCUCCACCAACUUGCCAUCCAGAAUGCACAGUUAAUUCUGAUUGCAUUUUGAGUAAAGCUUGUAGUAAUCAAAAAUGUCGAGAUCCUUGCCCUGGAACAUGUGGAAUUAGUGCUAAAUGUCAUGUCGUUAAUCAUAAUCCGAUAUGCAGCUGUCCUCCUGGAUUUACAGGCAAUGCAUUUGUACAAUGCAGUCAAAUACCAGUAAUUGAAGAUGAACCAGUUCAAAACACGUGUAUCCCUUCACCGUGUGGCCCAUAUUCGCAAUGUAAAGUACAAGGAACUUCUCCAUCAUGUUCAUGUUUGCCUGAAUAUAUUGGAUCACCACCAAAUUGUCGACCUGAAUGUGUUAGUAAUAGUGAAUGUUCGUAUAAUUUGGCAUGUAUAAAUAUGAAAUGUAAAGAUCCAUGUCCUGGGUUAUGUGGAGAGAAUUCCUUAUGUCGUGUUAUCAGUCAUUCUCCAAUGUGUUACUGCUUACAUGGUUAUACAGGAAAUCCAAUGGUUCAAUGUGUGGUUCAACAAGAUGCAGUUAUAAUUAGAGAUGAUCCACAUCCUUGCACUCCAUCCCCAUGUGGAGCGAAUGCCCAAUGUAAAGAACAAAAUGAUGCAGGCUCGUGUAGCUGCUUCCCUGGAUAUUUUGGAAAUCCGUAUGAGGGUUGCAGACCAGAGUGCAUUGUUAAUACGGAUUGUUCGCCUAGUAAAGCUUGUAUACAAUAUAAAUGUCAAAAUCCUUGUCUCGGAAAUUGUGGUUUAAAUGCAGAUUGUCAAGUGGUUUACCAUGUCGCAUCAUGCAUUUGUAAUCCAGGUUACACGGGUAACCCAUACCAAUCCUGUAAUUUCAUAACACCACAAA